Messenger RNA from Abrus precatorius (Indian licorice), 3034 nucleotides. Its product is annotated as protein SCARECROW-like. Gene Ontology annotation, cellular component: nucleus. Gene Ontology annotation, biological process: maintenance of protein location in nucleus; leaf development; asymmetric cell division. The transcript is spliced from 2 exons. Lineage: Eukaryota; Viridiplantae; Streptophyta; Magnoliopsida; Fabales; Fabaceae. Bases 216 to 2714 code for a protein of 832 amino acids. Gene Ontology annotation, molecular function: sequence-specific DNA binding; DNA-binding transcription factor activity. The record is from RefSeq and is a predicted model, not a curated record.
ACUGUCCCAAUCUUAACAACGUUAUCUUCUUGUAACAUUGGUUAUGUUAUGCUCCCCCCCUACUACAAAUUGCAAAAACACACCACACAUGUUUUGUUUUAAACCAUGCCCUUAAUUAUUAGUAUUAUACACAUGAAAAAAAAGGUAGACUUAAAAAUUUCUUCUCCCCUCUUAUGAACUGAACCCAUCACUUUUCUAUAUCCAUCCAUAUCAAAAUGGCUGCUUGUGCUUUGUUCAGUGGUGGAGGCAAUAUUACUGAAGAUAGCAAUGUUAACAACAACGGUGGAAGUGCUACUAGUCCUUUGACCAGUGCAUCUAACUCAAGCAACAUGAGUGGUGAAGAACACAACCCCCUACAUGGCAUGACACAACCCCAUUGUGAGAGAAAAAUGGUGAGAAAGAGAAUGGCUUCGGAGAUGGAAGUUCAUGCCACCCCACCUCACAACUCUUCCUCCACAAGUGAUUAUCCUAGGUUUCCUCGUAGAAACAGCACCAACAUGAACUUGGGCACCUUAGAAAAAGGGGCCACCACAACAGCAACAACGUUAGCCGCAGGUACAUGUUGUAAUAAUAAUAAUAAUAGUAAUAGCAAUAACUAUCAUUAUAAUAAUAGUAAUAGUAAUAAUAAUAGUAACGCUAGUAAUAUUUCGUCAAGAGAUAACGUUGCUAUUCCAAAUUACCCCACUGUGACGGUCACAACCAACUACUCCACUAUGAUGCUACCUUCUUCCAUCAAUCCCUCUGGUGUUUCUCCAAACUACAGUCACCAACAUCAUCAUUUCCAAGGUCUUAUUGAGAGCCAAAGUCAAAGCCAAAGUCAAGACCACAACAACCCCGUGCCUGCAGUGUGUGGAUUCUCAGGUUUGCCACUUUUUCCAUCUCAAAGCCAAAGAAACAACCGAGACAACAACAACAACAACAACAACAACAACAACAAUAUAAGAAACAGUGGUGCUAAUAUUGUUGACGUGGUUGCUUCUUCUUCUUCUUCUUCUAUGGAAGAUACCUCAGCAGCAGCAAGUAAUUGGAUCGAUGGUAUAUUGAAGGAUCUUAUUCACAGCUCCAACAAUGUUUCAAUUCCUCAACUAAUCAGCAACGUGAGGGAGAUUAUAUACCCUUGCAACCCAAACCUUGCAAUGGUUCUUGAAUACCGCUUGAGGCUUCUUCUCACCGAGUCCACCACACCAAACAAAAGGAGCACAGAAGGGGUUCCUCUACCUCCUUCUGUGUCCUCAGCGAAGCUUAUGAACCGUGUUGAUGGCAUUGUUCCUAAUCUACACUUCACAGAUUCAUCAGGUGCUGCUGUGGUUGUGAAUCAACAGAUGUUGUCCAAUUGGGGUGUGCCUCAAAUCACACACCAUCAUGAUACCAGCAAUAGCAACAACAAUAACAGCAACAACAACCCUUCAGUUUCUUUGGUUACUUUACCUUCACCACCAUCAACAACACCCCAUUAUUCACCCUCACAAGAGAAGCAGCGCCAUGAGAAUCACCCUCCAGAGGAAGAUCUAGGAACAACCAGCAGUGCUGAGGUGGCAUUCACAAGAAAGAAGAAAGAGGAGUUGAGAGAACAAAAGAAAAAAGAUGAAGAGGGUUUGCAUCUCCUCACUUUGCUGCUUCAGUGUGCAGAAGCAGUUUCAGCUGAGAAUCUAGAAGAUGCUAACAAGAUGUUGCUUGAGAUUUCUCAACUGUCAACACCAUUUGGUACAUCAGCACAACGUGUGGCAGCUUAUUUCUCGGAAGCCAUAUCAGCAAGGUUAGUGAGUUCAUGUUUGGGAAUAUAUGCCACUUUGCCACAUACCCAUCAAAGCCACAAGGUAGAAUCAGCAUUCCAAGUGUUCAAUGGCAUUAGUCCAUUUGUGAAGUUCUCACACUUCACAGCAAACCAAGCUAUACAAGAAGCUUUUGAAAGGGAAGAGAGGGUGCAUAUCAUAGAUCUGGACAUAAUGCAGGGGUUACAGUGGCCUGGUUUGUUUCACAUUCUGGCUUCAAGACCUGGUGGACCCCCUUAUGUGAGGAUCACAGGGCUUGGUACCUCCAUGGAAGCACUUGAAGCCACGGGCAAGAGGUUGUCUGAUUUUGCUAACAAACUUGGCCUUCCAUUUGAGUUCUUUCCAGUGGCUGAGAGAGUUGGGAACCUUGACCCCGAGAGGCUCAAUGUAAGCAAAACCGAAGCAGUUGCUGUUCACUGGCUGCAACAUUCCCUCUACGAUGUUACUGGUUCAGACACAAACACUUUGUGGCUCUUGCAGAGGUUGGCACCUAAAGUAGUGACUGUGGUAGAGCAGGACCUGAGCAACACAGGUUCAUUCUUGGGGAGGUUUGUGGAAGCCAUACACUACUAUUCAGCAUUAUUUGAUUCUCUUGGGUCAAGCUAUGGUGAAGAAAGUGAGGAGAGACAUGUGGUUGAACAGCAACUAUUGUCUAGAGAGAUUCGUAAUGUGCUAGCUGUCGGGGGGCCAUCAAGGACUGGAGAACCAAAGUUUCACAACUGGAGGGAAAAGCUUCAACAUUGUGGUUUUAGGGGUAUAUCUCUAGCUGGUAAUGCUGCAACUCAAGCUAGUUUACUACUUGGUAUGUUCCCAUCUGAAGGGUAUACCUUAGUGGAGGACAAUGGUAUCCUUAAACUUGGUUGGAAAGACCUUUGCUUGCUCACUGCUUCAGCUUGGAGACCUCCUUUUCAUAGUAACACAGCCAUUACCCAUCACAACUAGGUUCCUGUUUGCCCUUGUCAUCUGAUUCUAAUCCUUUGUAGCAUCCAUCCCUUUAUGUUCCUUGAUUUAAAGAGAUGAUGUUAGGUGUUUCCAAAGCACGUGAUUUUUUUUGCCUUAAUAUGUGUACCACUUCAGCAAUAACAUUUAAAAAAGUAUACUUGAAAUAGAAAACAGUGAUGACUAUAUAGUUGAAGGGGAACUAAUUAUAUAAAGCAAGAAAGUUCUCUUGCUCGGGAGCACCUAAGAGAAGUUGUAUAAGGAUCGAUGUUACUAUUAUAUUCUGAUUUUUAUGGUUACCCAUUAAUGAGUGAGUUGUUUAU